CUGUGAAUAUCUUUUUGAGUGCGACACCGCCAUCUGAAAUAUGACUGUGCUCGCUCCCGUCAACGCCUCGUGAACGCGCGGGCCACAGAGAGAGUAGUAGCCAGAGCGAAGAGCGCAGGCACGAUAACGCUUUGUACCGAGCAGAAACUGCACCGACCGGUGCUAGACAAGCCAUUUGACCUUCAGCGAACCGGAGGGUUGAUCUCUACCAUUCAGACGUUUUCAACACACCACACCGGACUAGUAUCGGAUCGUUUUACCGCGUCUGCUCAUUUUCUUUUGUAAACACAUUUUUAUUUGUUAGCGAGAGGUGGCCACGUCCUUUAUUUUUCUGACCUCGCGGUUUGGAAAAACCUAACACAUUCUGAGUGGUUGCACCCAGGAAUGGAUACUGGAGUUGUCACUGAAAAGAAAAGGGUGAGCUCGGAGCGCAGGAAGGAGAAGUCCAGGGAUGCGGCGCGAUCUCGCAGGGGAAAGGAGUCCGAGGUGUUCUACGAGUUAGCACACCAGCUCCCCCUGCCACACAAUGUCACCUCCCACCUGGACAAAGCCUCCAUCAUGAGGCUGGCCAUCAGCUACCUGCGCAUGAGGAAGCUACUGAGCUCUGAUGAUGAAGAGAAGGAGAAUGAACUGGAGUGUCAGCUGAACAGCUUUUAUCUGAAGGCCCUGGAGGGUUUCCUUAUGGUCCUGUCUGAAGAUGGAGACAUGGUUUAUCUCUCUGAGAAUGUCAGCAAGAGCAUGGGCCUCACACAGUUUGAUCUGACUGGUCACAGCAUCUUUGAAUUUUCACACCCAUGUGACCACGAGGAGCUGAGAGAGAUGCUGGUCCAUAAGACAGGAUCCAACAAGACCAAGGAACAAAAUACAGAGCGCAGCUUCUUCCUGCGUAUGAAGUGCACACUCACUAGCAGAGGGCGGACUGUCAAUACCAAGUCUGCUACGUGGAAGGUUCUUCACUGUGCUGGUCAUGUCCGUGUGCAGGAGCGCGGCGAGGGUUCGGGAGACUCUGGCUUUAAAGAGCCUCCUCUGACCUACCUUGUGCUCAUCUGUGAGCCCAUUCCUCAUCCCUCGAACAUCGAGGUGCCUCUGGACAGCAAGACCUUUCUUAGCCGCCACACUCUGGACAUGAAGUUCUCGUACUGUGAUGAAAGGAUCACAGAGCUGAUGGGAUAUGAGCCGGAUGAUCUUCUGAACAGGUCUGUGUACGAAUACUAUCAUGCCCUGGAUUCAGAUCACCUCACCAAGACACAUCACAACUUUCCUCCAGAUUCUGACAUUCAGCUGCUGAAGGAGGUGCCCCUCUACAAUGAUGUCAUGCUGCCCUCCAGCAGCGAGAAGCUGCCCAUCAGUCUGUCUCCUCUGACACCCAUUGACUCCACCCCAGUUCUGAACAAACUAGAGACCGGAGCGGAGGUCUUCCCUUUCAGCUCUGCCUCAGACUCCACAAACACACCUUCCACAUCUGGACUGGGCUCCUCGGCGCCCAACAGCCCCAUGGAUUACUGUUUCCAAGUAGACUCAGACAUCAGUUCUGAAUUCAAACUGGACCUGGUUGAGAAACUGUUUGCUAUUGAUACCGAGGCAAAGACCCCUUUUAGCUCCCAGGCCAUGGAGGAUCUCGACCUAGAGAUGCUGGCUCCGUACAUCCCAAUGGAUGAUGACUUCCAGCUGCGUAUCCCCUCUCCGCUGGAUCCGCUCCCCUCUGGCCCUCACUCUGUGUCAGCCAUGAGCUCCCUGUUCCAGCCCUUACCCUCCCCUGCGUCUCCAGCCUCUUCCUCCAGCAGCGUAGUGAAGCAGGGGCCAUCAUCACGGGCCCCUUCACCCCUGCACCUGCUACAGGAGGUGUGCAGUGCCCCUGUCUCACCCUUCAGUGGCAGUCGGGAUGUUUCCCCUGCUCGGUCCCCCGCCCCACAGAGCAGCAAUCAGAUCAACAACAGAGAGCUGUCUCCAAAGAUGUUAGCCAUCCAGAAUGCCCAACGUAAGAGGAAGUUGGAGGAAGUGACAUCACUUUGUGAGGCUGUUGGACUGGGUGCUUUGCUUCAGAGUGUGGACAGUGCUGUAGAGCCUGGAAAGAGGGCAAAGGUUUUAGAGGUUAAAGGAUCGAGUGUGCUCGGAGGAAAUAAAACCAUUCUCAUACUGCCCUCUGAUGUGGCCAGUCGCCUGUUGUGCAGUUCUUUAGAGGGCAGCAGCGGGCUGCCUCAGCUAACGCGUUACGACUGCGAAGUCAACGCUCCCGUGCAGGACCGCCAUCAUCUGCUGCAGGGAGAAGAGCUCCUGCGUGCUCUGGACCAAGUCAACUGAGCUUUGCUGUGUUUAGCAAUUCCGGACACUGCAUCCCCCUCUCUGCCCACUCCCCCCUGGAUCCCUGAAAUCAGCCUCCACUUUUUCUCUUUUUAUUCCAAGCCCUAAUAUCAAGCCCUCUAUAAACCCCAGUGUUUUACAAAUGUACUAGAUGACCUGCAACUUCCAUUGAUCCUGCCAGUGAUGCGAAGAGGAGCCCAGAGGGAGUCCAUCCAUCCCAGUGUGUAGAGGGCCUGGAGACAGAGGAGUGUAAUAUAACUUAACAGUGGCAGCAACCAGAUGAGAGUUUAGAGCCUUAAUGUUAAAUGCACACUGACGCACAGAUGCUGAUACGUACAAUCUCCCACACUCCCUCUGGAUUCCCUAGUUUCACCUAAAAAGAAAAACCCCGUUGUGUUUUAUCCACUUUCCCAAAGCGUGUGUAUUGUAGCUACAGUCGCACAAUCUAUUUUCUUAAGAUAAAAUACCAAUAGUCCAUGCAAUAUAUGAAACCAUUUUUAUGAAUAUGUACUUUUAAUGAAAGAUUGAACAAUUUAUUUUUUCUCUCUUCAGAGUUUUGUUGUGUAGCGGUUAAGUGAGAGUUCUGUGUGUGUGCACUCAUAGGCUCAAUGGUUAAACGCUGUUGGAUGUUUGUGAGUGUUGCUUUCAUUGCGUUGGUAUUUGCUUACAUCACUUUAAGUUUUCUCUUGAACAGUACAGAUGAAUUGCAAAAGAGCCAUUUAAAGUAAUGAUAGAGAAUGUGCAAAAAAGGGAAUUAAUAAUCAUGUUGUGGUGUUCUCAUGAUGGUUUUUGUCUCAAAGAGGUUCAAACAGAUUUAUAGUUUAAUUAUGCAAUAGAUUUGUAUAUUUUUAGGGGUCAUUUUUUCUGUUUAGUUCUCGACGUGGUAGAUGUUUAAGGUAAUUCAUGCUUGUGAGAUGUCAUGGCUGGUAACCAUUUUUUUUCUGCUUCAUGAGCUGUUUUAGAUCAUACAAAGCUGAUAUAUCAUUUAUCCCAGUUUUACAGGUAUUUAUAAUGGCAUUGGAACAUGAAUGCUUAGUUAAGUAAGACAAUAUUUGUUUUCAUUAUGCUUUCAGAUGAAUGUCAGCCUGUUGACAACGUCCUGCAAGUAUUUUAUGACCUUUUAUCUUG
This is a messenger RNA of Sinocyclocheilus anshuiensis, 3429 nucleotides long. RefSeq names its product hypoxia-inducible factor 1-alpha-like. The record is from RefSeq and is a predicted model, not a curated record. Bases 385 to 2301 code for a protein of 638 amino acids. The transcript has 13 exons. Gene Ontology annotation, molecular function: protein dimerization activity; DNA-binding transcription factor activity, RNA polymerase II-specific; RNA polymerase II transcription regulatory region sequence-specific DNA binding. NCBI's taxonomy places the organism in Eukaryota, Metazoa, Chordata, Actinopteri, Cypriniformes, Cyprinidae. Gene Ontology annotation, biological process: cellular response to hypoxia; regulation of transcription by RNA polymerase II.